This is a messenger RNA of Penicillium coprophilum, 1233 nucleotides long. RefSeq names its product D-serine ammonia-lyase DSD1. Lineage: Eukaryota; Fungi; Ascomycota; Eurotiomycetes; Eurotiales; Aspergillaceae. Gene Ontology annotation, biological process: D-serine catabolic process. Bases 1 to 1233 code for a protein of 410 amino acids. The record is from RefSeq and is a predicted model, not a curated record. Gene Ontology annotation, molecular function: D-serine ammonia-lyase activity. The transcript is spliced from 4 exons.
AUGGAUUAUUCUCUGCAGAAUCACGCUUCCUACAUUGGCCGUUCGGUCUCCGAGCUUCCUACCCCAGCUCUCAUCCUAAGCAAGCCCGUACUGGAGCAGAACAUCCAGAUCUUGCUAGAUGAUGUCAAACAGUUGGGAAUUGAGUUUCGGCCCCAUGUCAAAACACUCAAGUGUACUGAGGUGACUCGCAUGAUGCUGGGCGACGGCAUACACCGUCGCAUCGUCGCAUCAACCCUAUCCGAGAUCCGGGGUUGCCUCGAUCUAGUCAAGGAAGGCAAACUAGACGAGUGUCUCUACGGCUUACCCGUCUCAGCCAGCGCCCUACCUUUCCUCCAGACUUUAAACGAAUCCCUAAAGAUCAUCCUAAUGAUCGACAGCGAGCAACAGGUAGAUCUCCUCGAAUCCUACGCCUCCAAAUCGCCUUCUCCCCUAGCGCCAUGGCCCGUCUUCAUCAAGAUCGACGUCGGCUCCCAGCGCGCAGGAAUGGUCACCGACUCACCAUCCCUCCCAACAUUGAUCCAGCGCAUCGAGUCAUCGUCUGCAGCUACCGUAUACGGUUUCUACUGCCAUGCCGGGCAUUCAUAUGCAUGUCGUACGGAGGAUGCCGCAGCUGCGGUUCUCCAGAGCGAAGUCGAGGGCGUAGCGGAAGCAGCUAGAGUCCUGGUCGACGGGAAAUCCAAUCGAAGGGUCGUGGUGUCGGUGGGAUCAACGCCCACAGCACACGUGGUGAGAAGACUCCAGGGGGUAUUGCUCGAGGGGAUGGAGUUGGAGUUACAUGCUGGAAACUACCCAACCAACGACCUGCAGCAAGUCUCGACGUCUCUCGUGGAACCGACGCAGCAGGCGGUGCGCAUUCUCGCUGAUGUCUGCAGCGUGUAUCCCGAUCGCAACGAGGCGCUCAUCAACGCGGGGACUAUCGCGCUCUCGAAAGAGACAGGCGAGUUCCCCGGGUAUGGGGUGGUUGUUGAUCGAGCGCAGUGGAGCGUUGUGCGGAUGUCGCAGGAGCAUGGGAUUCUGGGGUGGGCGGAGUCAGAUCAGACGCACAGACUUGUUGAGAAGACGGGAUCGAAGUCUAGUGAUGGGGAUAAGGUGGAGGAUGCGUUUACUGUUGGGGAUAAGGUUUUGCUUUAUAUUCAGCAUGCUUGCAUUACGGCUGCUAUGCAUUAUGCUUAUUAUGUUGUUGAUGAGCAGGAUAUUGUUCGGGAAACUUGGGUUCCGUGGAAGGGAUGGUGA